Molecule: messenger RNA, 3942 nt
Organism: Aedes albopictus (Asian tiger mosquito)
Lineage: Eukaryota; Metazoa; Arthropoda; Insecta; Diptera; Culicidae
Product: eukaryotic translation initiation factor 2-alpha kinase
Exons: 3
Coding region: 308-3703 (1131 amino acids)
Biological process (GO): protein phosphorylation
Cellular component (GO): cytoplasm; nucleus
Molecular function (GO): eukaryotic translation initiation factor 2alpha kinase activity; protein binding; ATP binding
Source: RefSeq, a predicted model, not a curated record
UUCAUCGCUCGCUCUGCAGUCGUUUUUUCAUUGCCGUUCUAGCGACAUCAACAUAAUCCGUCGUCGCGAGUGUUUUUCGUUCCGCUGCAGCCCCCUAAUUAUUAUCGUUCUUUGGUCAGUGCGUCGUGGGACCAAUAAUUUGUUCCUGUCGCAGCGCGAUUCUUGUGUAAUGAGUGUGCAUUUGGUGUUGGUGGUGUUAUUCCCGACGAGUGCAAUCUCGACCAUCCGAACCAAUGUCUGGAAGCAGCAGUAGUCUCCGUUGAAGAAACAAAAAAAAGUGAUUCCGAAUUCCUGAUUCCGCGACAACAUGCCUACGUUCUCGACGCUGAUUGGGCCGCUGCUGUUGGCCGGGAUGGUCCUGCUGGGAGGGGCCGGGGCAGAUGCAGGAACGGCAGGUCCCUCCGAGCAGCAACCGAUCACCGUGGAAAAGCUGCCGUUUUGCGACGACGACGUCGAUAGGGGACGUGACAUCAGCGAUAGACUACUGUACGUCACCACCCUGGAUGGUCGCCUGUCCGCGCUAGACCUCAUGAACGGUGGCACCCUCCUAUGGAGCGUAGAAACCGGUCCCGGUGCUCUCCUAUCGUCCAGCAUUCACCGCCUGGAGCUGACCAACAACGGCAAAUGGGUCCGCAUGAUUCCGUCCCUGAGCGGAGGCCUGUACAAGUUCGACGGCGACACCAUCGAACCCAUUCCGUUCAGUGCGGAAGAUCUGCUAAAGUCGUCGUUCAAGUUUUCCGACGACUUGGUCAUUUCCGGUGGAAAGGAGACCCGCUCGUACGGGGUGUCAACGCGCACCGGUCAGCUGAUCUACGAGUGCACGAUGCGAGGCUGUCGGAACGCGACGGAGAUUAUGGAGGACAGUGUGAAGAAUGGUCCGCCGCGGGAGGGGACGGAAGCAAUUCUGCAGCAUGAUCCGCUGCAGGACGACGUGGUGGUCAUUCGAAGGCAGACGCGAACGGUGCGAGCGGUCGAGUCGAGGACCGGAAGCGAGCGGUGGAACUUCAGCAUCGGACAUCACGAGUUGGAAAUGCUGAAGAACGAGGAUUGCCGGGGAGGUGGCGGAAAUGACGCGCUGGAUCCGGCCAUUUUGGAUUUGGAACUGAAGGUUGUGAUCCCGGAGGGAGUGGUGUUUGCCGUGAAGCGGUCGGAGCCGGGAGUGACCGUGUGGCAGCACAAGUUUGACCACCCGAUUGUAAGUGCCUGGAGGGCCGGGGAUAAGACUGCACUGAGAAGUGUGGAUUUGUUUCGGGGAGCGGAUUGGUUGUGGAAUGGAAAUGGACAGCCGUCAAUUGGAAGUGAAGAGAAGGGCAGUAACGGAAUGAUUAAUCCUUCGUUGUACUUGGGAAUGCACCAGAGGCAGUUGUACAUCCAGGAAUCGACGGCCUUAAUGGUACGACAAGCUACAGAUGCGCAGACCGUUUUACUGACGGACGAGGGAAAAUUCCCGAUGAUCCCUUGGAAACCGUAUCCGGCAAGACUUAAGGUGUCCGGAUACAUUACAGAUGGAAGUGACCAAGGACAAAAUCCGGAUGAUAAGGAGUACGCAGAAUCGACGGCAAUUGCUCGGUCGGUGUUGUAUCAAUCGGGUUAUGUAAACGGAGAUGGAUUUUUCCUUUUUACGCCGGAAGACUUGGACCGCAAGGAUCACGAACUGUGCUCAAACAGCUCUUCGACUCCGGCUAUAGCAGAUGAAGAAAGAUCGAGGAAUGAGAGUUCAAUUUUUGACUUUGCAAUGGAUCCGGAUGCUCCAAUGAAGGUCAUCAUAAUCUCAGUACAAUUCUAUUGGAUGGAGAUUAUGGUCAUAUUAACGACAACUGCUUUCCUGUUGAAUGUAAUGCUUCGACUCAAGAGAGAGAAAGAAAUCGUGGUGUUUGUGGAACGGCAAGUGGAAGUUCCGGUUCCGAUGGCGGUUGAGGCCACAGAGGAAGAAUUUGCACCACUGGAGGCAGCAGCACGGAUUAUGGGAGGCAGAAGUCUUUCAGAGUCAAACAGCGACAAUUUCGUCUCGCGCUUCCAGGAGGAUUUUGAUUUGGUACAGUGCCUUGGAAAGGGAGGUUUUGGAGUAGUGUUCGAGGUCAAGAAUAAGCUGGACGAUUGUCACUAUGCCAUCAAAAGAGUGGUCCUUCCGAACAAGCAGGAAUCCAAGGAUCGUGUUAUGCGAGAGGUUAAGACCUUGGCCCACUGUGAGCACAGCAAUAUUGUGAGAUAUUUUCACGCCUGGACAGAGACGCCACCUCCCGGAUGGCAAGAAAGUCAGGACAAGAUUUGGAUCCAGAGGAAUUGUCUAUCGACUUCGAUCGAUAUCGAAACACCGACGGAAACUUCUCCGCCGAAUUCAAAGUUCAUUCCAACAAGCCAGAGCAGCAUUUCCGGAGCAAAGUACAAUCAUCAGCGACAUCAUUCCACUGGCCAGCAACCUUGGAUGACGAAGCUUCCGGAGCCCAUUUUUUCAAUGUCCAACGUCGGGACAGAUCAAUCCAGCAGUAGCUCUUUCAUCCAGUUUCGAGCCGACCCAGGCGAAUCCCUGAGAAGUGAAACUAACGAUGAUUCCUUCCAAAUUGAGUUCAAACAUGACACCGAAGAUGCCGCAGCUGGUGGCGAUUACUCGGAUAUUGUUUUCAAGGAACCCUCACAGGUCGAAGGGUCAAAUAGUCAUCAUGUCAUAUCAAUCGGCGACACUCCGCAAAAACCGGACAUCCAAAAGCUACGAAAGAAUCGUCAUCGUCGGCCACAAUCACUUGACCUGACUAGCACCGGUCGUGUCGUUCGACAGGCCUCGACGAACACCCGGUCCCACAUGGUAGACGGUACUAGCGCUGGCCCAGCUUCCACCGCUGGCAACUCUACCGUCAACAGCAAAAUCUAUCUCUACAUCCAGAUGCAACUGUGCCAAAAGCAAUCGCUCAAAGAGUGGCUCUCAUUAAACGACCUUUCUGCGCGCCAGAACCGGAUCAUUCCGAUCUUUGAGCAGAUCGUGGACGCCGUGGAGUAUGUCCAUUUGAAAAAAUUGAUCCACAGGGACCUGAAACCAAGCAAUAUUUUCUUCUCGCUCGACGGUCGUAUCAAAAUCGGCGACUUUGGACUGGUCACGGAUUCGGGUGACCUGCAGUACGACAAAGACAACAACCUACCGGGGAUGGAUCCGGUAGGAGCUAAAAAGGAACGCCAUACCCGACAAGUGGGUACCCAGCUGUACAUGUCGCCCGAACAGCAGCGGGGUCUACCCUACAACUACAAGGUCGACAUCUUCUCGUUGGGUUUGAUCCUGUUCGAGCUGUUGCAAACCUUCGGAACCGAGAUGGAGCGCAUCUGCACUCUGAAGGACGUCCGGAAGUGCAAAUUCCCACCAAAGUUUGAGGAGACCUAUCCGAAUGAGUAUCAACUCCUGAAGCUGAUGCUCUCGACGGAACCCUCGAAGCGGCCAACUACUUACGGCAUCAAGGCGCGGCCACCCCUGAAACGCUUCCCCUCGAGCAAAUCCACUCCACAGCUAGGGCAAUCGCCUACCGCCGCCGCCGCCGCCGCCACCCCGAUAACGCCGGAAGCAACCGAUGCUGAUGAUCUCCACCGGCACAGCCUUUCCGAUUGCUCCGACAACAGUGAGUGGCACUUCGAGCUGCCACCCUGGCGAAAGGAUAGCCGAUCCGCAACCAGUUCCAGCACCAACUCCGGAGGCAAUCAGAAUCAAAUAUUUUUCUGAGCAAAUGAUCUCGCCGCCGCAGGACAAUCCGGAAGUGCUCUUGCGGAGUCGAGCGUGUCAAAGACGUUAUUUAAUUAAGUUAUUGUGCAGCGAAAUUAUACAUGUUAAAAAACCAGUUUCUAGUAUUAAGGAAAAAAGUCAUUUCCAGUGAACCCCUACUUCAGCGCAUGUCGUUUUUGUUGGAAGGAUUUGUAAUAUUCACUAUUAGAACGAAAAACUAAUAAAAUUUUAAAACAUGA